Molecule: messenger RNA, 390 nt
Organism: Dracunculus medinensis (Guinea worm)
Lineage: Eukaryota; Metazoa; Nematoda; Chromadorea; Rhabditida; Dracunculidae
Source: the annotation of a GenBank genome assembly
AAACUUGAGAACCAUUUCAGAAAAAUCGAAAAUAGUGCAUUGGUAUACGAAAUGUUGACAUAUAUUCUAUUCAUUUUCGAAGGUUCCAUUUUGACAAUUUUUAAUUCGUACAUGCUUCUCAACGUGAUUAUAAAAAAACUCAAUCGGCAACAAUAUAAGUCAUUUAUAAGUUGUUUCGCCUUCGAUAUUUUGUUCGGAUUGACCUACAUAUCCAUCGGCACUUAUCGCAUAAUUAUCAUUCCUGAUAAACUAACUUCUCGAUUCGAUUGCCUCAUGAACAUACAUGGUUGGUUAAUGGUCGGAGUUUUCCCACUUUCUGGACUGCUAGUGCUAGCUGUUGCCAUGGAUCGAACCUUUUUCAUACUUUCCUUCUACAUUGGUAAAAUGUAG